AUGGUUUUUCCCUCAAAGAGAAAAUCGACCGCCUCUGCGUCGUCUGUUACAGUACCAUCUAAUGAAAUAGAGAUGAAGGAAGAGUUUGUUUUGAAUGUGAGAAUUCCCCUGAAUUGUUAGCCAACAGAAAUUUACUCAGACAUAUGACGAAAGCACGGAUUAUGUGCCGCUAAUCGACGGAAAACCUUUCGACGUCGAUGAAUACUGCAAGAAUUUGAAGGUCUGGAGAGUUGCGAUCUCCAUUUAUCAUAAAAUGAUUUCAGUUGGAGAUAGUCAACGAGAGCGAAGACAAAAUGACUUUGGAGUUCGAUUUAUUGUGUGUUGAGGCGCCGAUCGCCAACGCACUGCGCCGAAUUCUCAUUGCUGAGGUGAAAAGCCUCGUCUUUUUCUUGUUAGUUUAUUGUUCAGGUGCCCACAAUGGCUUUCGAGAAAAUCUAUCUGUACCAGAACACCAGCGUCAUACAGGUAUCAGAAAAAGUUUAACAAUAUCAUAAUGAAGAGCACGGAUAAAGUCCCUAAGGACCUCAGAAGAAGCUUUUGGAAAAAAAGACCCCUUUCUUUUUCAUAAAUGAUCCUUUUUGGGAGAAAAACAGGCGGAAAUAAGUGAGGAAAAAAGAGAUUCAUAGAAACUUUUGACAUUUUCUUAGGUACUCAAAAAGGGGCUCUAGAAUCUUCGCCAUUAGGCCGUUUGGACUUUGCCCUUUAAAAAAGGCGGAAACUCGGCCUCAGUUUCAAGUUAUCCUUCAAAAUAUUUUUUUCUGAACUAAUUUAUCUGAUUUGAUUUUUAAACGAAGUUUUAGAGUCAAUUUCUUCUUUUAAAGCUCUACUAAAGAUAGGAGAAUCGAGAACUGAACAUAGAUUUUUUUUUUGCAGGAUGAAGUGCUGUGCCAUCGACUAGGAUUGCUUCCGCUCAAAGUUGAUCCCAGAAAGUUUCUGCCUCCGUUGGAAAAAGUCCGAAACCGUUGUAUUACAAUUCAAAAAGCUCAUUUCUCCAGGUUGUUGGCGUGAACGAAAACGGCGUCGAUUGUGAAGAGGAACCGGAAGCCGAUCCCCGGAGAAACGUCGUUUUUAAGUUUCACGUGAGUCACUCAUUUGUUUGAGUUUUUACGAGCAUUUCUCUUGAAGAAAUGGUUCCUUUACGUUCUUCAUUUCUGUUCUAUAGGUGACGUGCACGAAAAACAGAAAUGCGGCAUCCACGGCGACGGAUCCCAAGCAGUUGUAUCACAACAGUUCUGUCUACUCAAGAUCCUUCAUUUGGCAGCCAGUAGGAACUCAGGUUUUUGGUUUCCGAAGAGGCCUUAUGCAAUUUCGGGGUUGAGGAGAAAGAGUUCGCGAAGAACAAGCCCCGCAUCGUGCACGACGAGAUUCUCGUGGCGAAACUGCGGCCGGGGCAGGAGAUCGAAGCGAGUUGCCACGCCGUCAAAGGAAUCGGCCGCGACCAUGCCAAGUUCUCUCCAGUCGCCACUGCCUCAUAUCGGUUACUCAUUUGUUCCUUUCAUCAAGAAAUACUUCAAAUUCUUUGGUAUAAAAAAUCAAACUGCGGAAAUCGAACCGCCAAAAGAUGGACCUUUAAGAAAAUGGGGUUUUUCUGAAGAGAAAUCUCUUGAAACUCAGUCUUUGAUUUGAAGAUACAGGUCCCAAUGAGGCUUUGCGUGACAUUGAACUUUUCAAAAGUUCAACCUUUAUUUUCUCAAUUCGAAAAUUUUCCCACCUGAAAAGGUUUCUUCCUUGUUUUACUUCUCAUAAUACACAUCUAUCUUUUUCGAGAAGAAACUAGUGAAGACCCGUUUUUAUCGAAAAAGCUAUGAUAAAACAAAAUAUGGACACUUCAUGCGCUAUAAGCCAUUUGGUCGUUUCAAACAACGUGAUCUUUUCAAUAAGUCACGUAAAUUAAAAAUCAAAAUAAUAGGCUUCCUAAUAGAACAUUUAAUCUCUUUCUCUUUUUGCGCAAUAUAUUUCGAAUGAACUCUACGACGCGUUUUAAAAGUGUAGUUAACGGUCGGAAAACGAUAAUUAAAACUUUUUAAAUUUUCAUAUACACUAAAUUGGUUCGACUGAGAUAGCAAAAUGUUCGAAGGUUGCUCCCCACAAUUCGGAUUCUGCGGGAAGUGAGUGGAGAAGCAGCACAUCGACUGAAAGACUGUUUCAGCGAAGGAGUUAUCGAAGUCGUCAAAAAAGGAGGUUCUCCAUUCAGGACAAUGUGUUUGAACCCUCUCGUUCUAAGGCAAGGAGGUGGCGGUAGUGAAGGACGCCCGAAGGGACACCUGCAGUCGAAACGUCUUCAGACACGAGGAUCUAGCCAGCGCUGUCCAGCUUGGCAAAAAUAAACAGCACUUCAUUUGUAAAUUUUUUUCUCAAAAUCCGAUCGGUAAAGAGAGUUUUCAGUCAGUAUCGAGUCGACUGGUGCUCUGAAAGCCGAAGAGCUUGUAGAAGAAGCGUGCAAAGUGAUGGAAACCAAGUGUCAGUCGCUGAGGAAACAGGUCGAGGCUCUCAUGUCCUGAUCCCAUUUGUUUUGUCAUUGUUGUUAUAUUUUUACCAGCUUGUUGAGCUUUUUGUUAUCUUCAUUGUUACAGAAUAAAUAUAUCUCACUUGUUACUUUUAUUUUUCUUCAAAGUUUAAUUCUAUUCAAUUACCUGAAGAACUUUCCAAUAAAUAGUUGAUUUCAAAAAAAUUGAGGCAUAUGAGGUUGUGAGGCGGAGUAUUUAGCUCUCGAGCCGGUCAAUCAUGGGUUUUCCCCAUGAUACAAGUUUUUCUUGAUCGCCGCGCGGCAGGUGAGUUCCCCUUUGUGUUUUUUUUUCGAAAUAUUAUAUAUACAAAAGCGAAUAUAUCGCUAUACUGACAAAGGAGGUCAUUUUACUUUGCGGUUUGAAGUUUCACACAAAUUUGCUCAAACCCUACGAAUGUCUAGAUGAAAAUACCUCAUAAUCGCGACAAAACUUCUAAGUUUUGAGAUAUGAUUUUUCAAAGUUCAGAAACAUACGUUUUAAGGCUAAAGUUAUCUAUUUUAUAAGUUGAGUAUAUUUUCAAUUUUUCUUUGAAGGUUCAUGUGUAACUUGUUGACUUUGAAUUUAUUUUUCUCCAAAACUAGGAAGUUUGGUACAUUUCCAAUUUCACCGUUCGAUUCGCAAUGAAAAACUCUACAAAGUACUGCUUUUUUUUAACUGAAUAACCGUUUUUUACUGCCCCUAUGCCUUUAAAUAGGUGUUGAGAUGACUUUUCUAUGAUAGAAAAAAAAUUUCGUACUUCUUCUCAGAUUUUUCUGUUUUAUUGUAAAUCAUUGUACUCUGGCAGGUGUCGAAACCGAUAGCCGACGCGGUGAUUCGCUACGGGAAGGACCACCCAUUGUUUCGCAACAAACUUCUCAUUCCAAUUGGAAGAGGUUUUUCACGUUUCUUCUUUUAUAUGGGAGUCACGUCUUUUGCGGAUAUCCAAAACCCCCCUGGGAACUUUUCGCCACGCGCUUUUCUCCACUGUUAACCUUUGCGAAAUGUCUGUCUCCAUUGUGAGAUGCGCCUCUGGAAAACUUCGUCUUUAUAUACGAGAAGGGAGUGAAAAGAAUAUACAUUAGAAAAGCGAAGAAUGACAGAAAAAAUUGUUGUCUUAGGAUAUAAAAAAAACUUCUCAAAAAAUUCGUUUAUUUUGUAUGAGGCCAUUUCCAAAGUGACAAGGCGACUCUUGGAGAAAAAUUACCAUUUUAUUUAUUUUUUACUUCCAAACGCGGCAUGAGAUAUGUGACAAAGAUAGUUCAGUUCAAUUGGAUAAAAAAACAUUCCUGAAAGAAAACAUGUAUUAUCAAGAUACUAUUUCACGUUGAGCAAUACAGGGUUGGUUCGAAUGACGACUCGGAUGAGAAUGAAGGGACUUGGGCUCGGCGAGCCGGUGGGGACAGUUCAGAUCUCCGAAGCGGCGGCUCUCGAGCAGGUCCUCCAUCUUCUUUUCGUCUUCUAAAUAUCCUCUUAGGCCUCCGACUUUGUACAGCAACUCGUCCUGUUCUCAUAUUCCGUGGGGGUCUUUGCCGGCUACUACUUCUACACAAAACUCACUUCGCCGGAAACGCUGAAAAUUGAAGAUUUCGAGAAGUAUCGCGAACAACAGGAGCAAGUAUGUUCAUCCUUUGAUUCUAUUCAUGAACAUCCAGCUGCAGUAAGUAAUAAUUUCAAAAUUUUUGAAGUUUUAUUAAUCUCAUCUUAUACGUGUUCAAAGUGUUUAUCAUUCCUUGUUAAUGAUUUUAGGCGGUCAAAGAACUCCGGUUGCAGCUGGAGAUGCUUGAACAACGGUUAGCGGCCCAAAACAAGGUAUUUUUUUCAAUAAAAAGAAAGAUAAACAUCUACGUUUCAGAGAUCAUUCUUUUCGAUUGGAUCGUCCUCCCAAUCAGAGACGAAGCCCAAGACUGAUCCUCCAGUGACCACUUCAGUAGUCACUCCUGCAGCAGCAGAAUCUCCUGUCACCCAGCCGAAGAAGGGAAGUUCGCGGUUCCAAAGAAUUUCCUCGCUUCCGAUUGACGACGCCGCUCGAAUUAUCCUCGACGGUGAGUAAUUGUCGUUCCUAACUCUCAUGCUUCUUUUCCUUGCAAUUUCUCUUCUUAUCCGGGUAGUUACAUCUAUUUCGACUGCAUUUAGAACUUUUUUUUCUUAUGCUCUCUUCUCAACUAGUUCUCGGAAAACCUGGGUCUCCUGUUGUUUAAACCUCUGUGUUUUCAUCAUUUUCUGUUUCUGUUUGUUUGUUCUUUUGGUUUGAUAGGUUUUUUCGGACUUAAAUAAAACAAUCAAAAUUAUAAAGAUUGCUGUAUCUCUAACCAUUUGGUAAUGGUGAUUGAAAUACAGAGGAGGAGUAUUUGGUUGUGCGUUCGGGCUCAUCGAUAGGCAUCGAGAAGGCGUCGACCCACGCGAGACGCGGAUUCCCACUCCGGUUCCGGCCGCCGCCUCGGAAGCCACCGACGUCGGUUCUUCGUUGCUUCGAAGACGCCCUAGACGCCGUCCGUCGUCGUCCAACUUCUUAGUCUUGUCUUCAUAAUAGCAUGUCAUGUAGGAAAUUUCGAUUGAUUGUGUAUCUUCUUCGCAUCAUAGCUCACUUAGUUCACUAUUUAUAAAGCCCUACUAGUUGGCCAUAGCUUUUUCAUUUUAUAUCUGCUCACUUUGAAUUUGAGAUACGUUUGUUCCCUAAUAGCCUGUCAUGUUGAACAAUGUGAAAGAGUUUUCACUAAGGAAACUUUUAUAACUCUUACUGUCAUUUUUCAACUCAGCGACAGUUUAGCUGCGAGUCUUAUUUUAAAAAAAAGUCAAAUUUGAACAGAUUCAAACUUUGUUCCUUAUCAAACCUGUUUUUCUCAUCUUUUUGAGCUUGCAUUUCGGCCUCUCAAAGUGCCAUAAUUAGCGUGUCCAUUUUCACUUACAUGUGUUUUUAAUCAUGCCGGAUGAGUUGUUCGAUUCUAGUCCAAUUGUUUGUUCAAAGGUCUUGUCACGGCUGCUUCUCCUCUGUUCUUUCCGCAUCCACAGUAGUCAAAAGGCGACCAUUUUGAAAGGAGUUGAUGAGACGGAUCGUAUUUUUAACGAGUAUUGUUUAGGCGCGUGGAGGGCGGAGCAACGAUAAAAUUGUUGAGGAGCUGCUCACCGAGGCGGGACCUUGACUGUACACAUCUCUUGUUAUUAUUUGUACUUUUUUCUCGUUUUAGGAUUUUGCUUCAUUUGGAAACGAAUUAUUUCGUCAAUAAAAACCAAAGGCCACGUCUUUUUGAAUAUCGCAUCACAUGUACGAAGUUGAUCAGAUUUCUAGUCUAUUUAGAGCUAAGUUUGUGGCGCUAGGGACAUUGAACACAGAUCUGAUUGGCUUGGCAGGCGGAGCGAAAAAUGCGAUUUAGGGCUCGCCUUGCCUUGUUUUGUCCUUUCCCGCGAAUCGUCGGUUGCAGGAAUCGCUGAAUUUUUCACUUCUGACCCAUUCAUGCUGAGAGCUUCCUUUGUAAGCAUCAGUCUGGGGAUGAGCUUCUGUCCUUUUGUCUGCAUCGAUGCUUUUUCUUUCUUUUUCAGUUUUACUACGAACACCUGCUCGCCUAGUUCCAAUCGAUUUCUUUAGAGUUGGAAUAUUCUAAUCUGUUUCCAGCUGAUUCGUGACAUUUAAUAGUAGGCGCGGUAUUCUUCACCAUUUUUUCCGAGUUUUUUUUCACUUUUUUCUCUUCCCAAUUAUUAUUUGUGCGAAUUUCUAAAUCUCGUUUCCUGUAUUUAUAUCCAUUCCGUAGGCAACUUGGUUGAGCUCUAAAAAGCUACCAUCAAAAAGUUAAAAGUUCUAGAUGAAAUUUUUGAUUCAUUUAUCGUUGAACUUGGUAGGGGCUGGUCAAAUAAUCUCCGCAAAAGUUGUAUUGCAAGGUGCCAAGUACAAUUUCAGGAUAUGAUCGAGAUCAAUACUUGUUCAAACUGUUGGUUUGGAUUAUUCAAGAAUUGAAAAUAGAGAAAAAAAAGAUGUAGAAGACGAGGUAGAAAAAAAAAAUGUAUUGAGAGACUGACUGUUCAGCAAGAAGAAUUUUCUGACUUUUGAUAAAGCCGGAAGAACGUCAGAGUUUGAGGAGCACCCGACCAUGGCGGAGCAGAAGAAGAGACGAAAAAGCGGAAAAUGCGUCACUUGUGCCGUUCGGCCCAUCCACGCAACAAGUUCCUCGCGGAAGAGCCGCUUCCGACGUUUGUUUUUGUCUUCGUUCCCUCCGGUCUUCUGGUACCCGAUUGCAGACAAAUCGCUUCGAAGCUCAUCUCUUUUUUCUGA
Messenger RNA from Caenorhabditis auriculariae, 6750 nucleotides. The record is from the annotation of a GenBank genome assembly. NCBI's taxonomy places the organism in Eukaryota, Metazoa, Nematoda, Chromadorea, Rhabditida, Rhabditidae.